Ailuropoda melanoleuca (giant panda) is the source of this 3414-nucleotide messenger RNA. RefSeq names its product protein kinase D1 (gene PRKD1). Gene Ontology annotation, molecular function: ATP binding; protein serine/threonine kinase activity. The record is from RefSeq and is a predicted model, not a curated record. Gene Ontology annotation, cellular component: cytosol. Lineage: Eukaryota; Metazoa; Chordata; Mammalia; Carnivora; Ursidae. Gene Ontology annotation, biological process: protein phosphorylation; phospholipase C-activating G protein-coupled receptor signaling pathway; intracellular signal transduction. The transcript has 19 exons. The coding region runs from base 75 to 2651 and encodes 858 amino acids.
UCGGCCUGAGCCGUGAGCCGGUGCUACUGCUGCAGGACUCGUCCGGGGACUACAGUCUGGCGCACGUCCGCGAGAUGGCUUGCUCCAUCGUCGACCAGAAGUUCCCUGAAUGUGGUUUCUAUGGAAUGUAUGAUAAGAUCCUGCUUUUUCGACAUGACCCUACCUCCGAAAACAUCCUUCAGCUGGUGAAAACGGCUAGCGAUAUCCAGGAAGGCGAUCUUAUUGAAGUUGUCUUGUCAGCUUCUGCCACCUUUGAAGACUUUCAGAUUCGCCCCCACGCUCUUUUUGUUCAUUCAUACAGAGCUCCAGCUUUCUGUGAUCACUGUGGAGAAAUGCUGUGGGGGUUGGUGCGUCAAGGCCUCAAAUGUGAAGGAUGCGGUCUGAAUUACCAUAAGAGAUGUGCAUUUAAAAUCCCCAACAACUGCAGUGGCGUGCGGAGGAGAAGGCUCUCCAACGUUUCCCUCACUGGGCUCAGCACCGUCCGCACGGCGUCUGCUGAGCUCUCCACCAGUGCCCCUGACGAGCCCCUUCUGAUUCUAACCAUGACUGUCAAGGAGGCUUAUAAGAUUGUGACCCAAUCAGAUAUUUGUGAGCAAAAGUCACCAUCAGAGUCCUUCAUUGGUCGAGAGAAGAGGUCGAAUUCUCAGUCCUACAUUGGACGACCAAUUCAGCUCGACAAGAUUUUGAUGUCUAAGGUUAAAGUGCCGCACACGUUCGCCAUCCACUCGUACACCCGGCCCACUGUGUGCCAGUACUGCAAGAAGCUGCUCAAGGGGCUUUUUAGGCAGGGCCUGCAGUGCAAAGAUUGCAGAUUCAACUGUCACAAACGUUGUGCAUCCAAAGUACCAAACAACUGCCUCGGAGAAGUGACCAUUAAUGGAGAUUUGCUUAGCCCUGGGGCAGAGUCUGAUGUGGUUAUGGAGGAAGGGAGCGAUGACAAUGACAGUGAAAGGAACAGUGGGCUCAUGGAUGAUAUGGAAGAGGCAAUGGUUCAAGAUGCUGAGGUGGUGAUGGCGGAGUGCCAGAAUGACAGUGGGGAAAUGCAGGACCCAGACCCCGACCCGGAGGACUCCAACAGAACCAUCAGUCCAUCAACAAGCAACAAUAUCCCGCUCAUGAGAGUAGUGCAGUCUGUCAAACACACGAAGAGGAAAAGCAGCACAGUGUUGAAAGAAGGAUGGAUGGUCCACUACACCAGCAAGGACACCCUGCGGAAACGGCACUAUUGGAGACUGGAUAGCAAAUGUAUUACCCUCUUUCAAAAUGACACCGGAAGCAGGUACUACAAGGAAAUUCCCUUAUCAGAAAUUUUAUCUCUGGAACCAGCAAAACCUUCAGCUUUAAUUCCUAAUGGGGCCAAUCCUCAUUGUUUUGAGAUCACUACAGCCAACGUAGUGUAUUACGUGGGAGAAAACGUGGUCAAUCCUUCCAGCCCACCACCAAAUAGCAGUGUCCUCACCAGUGGCGUUGGUGCAGAUGUGGCCAGGAUGUGGGAGAUGGCGAUCCAGCAUGCCCUCAUGCCCGUCAUUCCCAAGGGCUCGACUGUAGGUUCAGGAACCAACUCGCACAGUGAGUCUGCUCUAGGAGAUAUUUCUGUGAGUAUUUCGGUAUCAAAUUGCCAGAUUCAAGAAAAUGUGGACAUCAGCACAGUAUAUCAGAUUUUUCCUGAUGAAGUACUGGGUUCUGGGCAAUUUGGAAUUGUUUAUGGAGGAAAACAUCGUAAAACAGGAAGAGAUGUAGCUAUUAAAAUCAUUGACAAAUUAAGAUUUCCAACCAAACAAGAAAGCCAGCUUCGUAAUGAGGUUGCAAUUCUACAGAACCUUCAUCACCCUGGUGUUGUAAAUUUGGAGUGUAUGUUUGAGACGCCUGAAAGAGUGUUUGUUGUUAUGGAAAAACUCCAUGGAGACAUGCUGGAGAUGAUCUUGUCAAGUGAAAAGGGCAGGUUGCCAGAGCACAUAACGAAGUUUUUAAUUACUCAGAUACUUGUGGCUUUGCGGCAUCUUCACUUUAAAAAUAUCGUUCACUGUGACCUCAAACCAGAAAACGUGUUGCUGGCAUCGGCAGAUCCUUUCCCCCAGGUGAAACUUUGUGACUUUGGUUUUGCACGGAUCAUUGGAGAAAAGUCUUUCCGGAGGUCAGUGGUGGGUACCCCAGCUUACCUGGCUCCUGAGGUUCUAAGGAACAAGGGCUAUAACCGCUCUCUAGACAUGUGGUCUGUUGGAGUCAUCAUCUAUGUAAGCCUAAGUGGCACGUUCCCAUUUAAUGAAGAUGAAGACAUACAUGACCAAAUCCAGAAUGCAGCAUUCAUGUAUCCACCAAAUCCCUGGAAGGAAAUCUCUCAUGAAGCCAUCGAUCUUAUCAAUAACUUGCUGCAAGUAAAAAUGAGAAAGCGCUAUAGUGUGGAUAAGACCUUGAGUCAUCCUUGGCUACAGGAUUAUCACACUUGGUUAGAUUUACGAGAGCUAGAGUGCAAAAUCGGGGAACGCUACAUCACCCAUGAAAGCGACGACUUACGGUGGGAGCAGUAUGCAGGCGAGCAGGGGCUGCAGUACCCUGCUCACCUGAUCAAUCCGAGUGCUAGCCACAGUGACAGUCCUGAAGCUGAAGAAACAGAGAUGAAAGCCCUCAGUGAGCGUGUCAGCAUCCUCUGAGUUCCAUCCCCUAUAAUCUGUCAAAACACUGUGGAAUUAAUAAAUACAUACGGUCAGGUUUAACAUUUGCCUUGCAGAACUGCCAUUAUUUUCUGUCAGAUGAGAACAAAGCUGUUAAACUGUUAGCACUGUUGAUGUAUCUGAGUUGCCAAGACAAAUCAACAGAAGCAUUUGUAUUUUGUGUGACCAACUGUGUUGUAUUAACAAAAGUUCCCUGAAACACUAAACUUGUUAUUGUGAAUGAUUCAUGUUGUAUUUAAUGCAUUAAACCUGUCUCCACUGUGCCUUUGCAAAUCGGUGUUUUUCUUACUGGAGACUCAAUUUGGGUAAGAGUCCAUAGAACCUGUCCAUGAAAUAGUUCUGUUCUGUGUGUCCCAUUGGCAUUGUCAUUAUAAGGAAACUCUUGAAGAGUAGAUUAUUACCAGUUCUAUGAACAACUCCAAAACUCACGUGGAAAAAAAAGCAAAUGAUGGGGGAUUGAAGAUGGACAUACAAUCCUAGACACAAAUGCAUGGAAGAGUUUACUGUAUAGUUUCAAAUCCUUUGCCUGCCUGGUGUGCCUCUGUAUGUUCGAACUCAAAUAAGUGGACCUAGGUGCACCUAAUACUCAUAAGCCUAAAUGCCUUAGAAAUGUAAACCGCCGUGUAUUACAGAUAUGUCCCCCUUUCUUACAAUACCCUCUGUACUAUGGAAAAUCAGCAGCUAAGCAACCUUUUGCCUUUGUGUAUUUUUCAAUAAUAACAAAUAAAAUAUUCUUGUCAAA